GCAGGAAGGUUUCCCAGGGUUAAGGAACUCUUCAAAAAGAUUGAAAUCCUCCAUACCCAUUUGGCUUAGAAAGUUGCUAGCAAGCUCAUUUGGAACGGAGUGAAGAUGCAGCUUUCUCUCUCACACUUCUGAUUCCUACUUGUCCCAUUCUGUAAAGUGCGGUAUCAGCAGAAACAAUGUAGUGCAAGGGGCAGGUAUCAUAUAGUGCAGGUACUUGAAUAACUCUUCCAUGGCACCUUGAGCAUGACAUCAGCACCCCUUGCUAUUCCAGUGCUGCAACCCCACCCCAGAAUUGAUGAUGUACCUAAAUUCUGACCCAAAACAUCCUCUAUUAUUCCAGUUCUAGGAUUCCCCAAAGCAGGUGUACCAUCCACCUUGCUCCUAACUUACAGCAACAAGCCUGGGACCCCUAAAGCAGCUUUGCCAGCACACCUCACUCCUGAUCUGCAGCCACCCUUGAUGUGCCAGUCCCGUCCCUCUCUUCUAGCUCUGCCAAUACUUAAAUUGUUGAUAUAUCCAGUAUGAGUGUCUCUGUGUGUACAUGUCAGUGAAGAGGUUGGUAUGUUCAAGAGGCCUUGUAGGUAUGAGGGGGGAUGUUAGUGUAUAUGUGGUUGAGUGAAUAUAUUUACAUAUGUGUGUGGUUAUCUGUGAGUGCCCCAUUGUGAGCAGGAGGUGGGAGCAAGUUCUUUAUAGGUGGAUGAAUAUGUAGGUGCAUGCACGUAGAUAUAAAUGCAGAUGUAGAUGGGGGCAUAUUAGUGUACAUGGCAAGGUGACUGGGGGGUAUGUGAGUGGGUAUGUCAGGGUGAGUGUGUGGGGCUAUGUAUGAUUGUAUGUCAGUGUGAACAGAGGGGGGUACUUGAGUGAGUAUGUGAAGAGCAGUCUGGGAGAGAGGCUGCAGGGUGGAUUAGGUGAGGGGAUUGUCUGCAGUCACUUCUGUCAUUGAACAAUUUGCUGAAACUGAUCUGGAACUUGCCCUGUUCACUCUAACCUUGGCACUGCCUGCUCUUCUCUUAUCAACACUGAUAAACCAAGCUGCAACCUCCCUUCUUCUCUCUGUCCUGCUGACAGCUGCCACAUCCAGGGGGUCCUCUCCACAAGGGACCUUGGAGUUGCUCCGGACUCACUGCCAUGGAGAGACACAAUCACCUUUUGUCCUGAAACAGCAACAGCAGCAGAAGAGAAGGUGACAGGUGUUGCUAGCUUAGUUUUCACCUGCAAACCCCAACUUCUGCAUUGCCCUUGUUUUUUAACGCUGAAACUCUAAAUCCAGGGUGCUACACUGCUUGGGGCUUCUCCAUCCUUCUUGUUUUUGGCAAGGGGAUCACACCGCAUAAGUAUUAACUCUAUCCUACCCACACGUGGAUGUUCGCUCCUUGCCACGUGUAUCAGCUUGGAGAGGAUGUUACGCCGACUGCAGAUUCUGCUCCAGAGGAAGUUUAAAAUUUUGCUCUUCUUUCUCCUCCUCUUGGCUCUCUUGAUGCACGUGGCUUUGGAUUUGGCUCUCCCAGCUGCUCCCAGCUCCUGCAGCUGUAUCCCAAAAGCAGCAAACCCCUUGGGCCUCCCACCAGCUGGCCCGUUAGUCUCAGUUCAAAAAAAGCUGAGCCUGCGGAUCCUUCAGGAUUUCAGUGGCAGCAAUGGCUCCUUGGAGAAAGGCUCCCGCUCACUGGAAGGGAGGCCACCAGCAGGUGGUGGAAGCAAGAUGGUUCUCAGAGAUGGUGACUUUGAGCACCAGUGGGAAGAUGUGAAGUCGGCAUGGACAGGACGGUCAAAGAUGGCAGCACUCUUUGAGCAUCCCCUCUAUAAGAUCCCAAUCCCGGAACUGGUGAAGAAAGACAAGCUCUUCAGUGUCAACCCCAAAGAGAAGUUCACGCUGAAAAACAGUGGGAGUGAUGAAUGGGUCAGCAGCAGUAAAGCAGAGAUGGUCCUUCCGACUGGGAAGACCCCAUAUGAUACCUACCCCACGUGGCUCAGGUUCCACAUUGGCAUCAAUCGCUAUGAGCUGUACUCCCGGCAGGACCCCAUCACUCCUACCCUGCUGGAGGAACUGGCUACACAGAAAAUCAUCGGCUCAGUCCAGAAACCUGGAGGGACCCAGCUGAAGUUGAUCAUGACGUUCCCAAAUUACGGGGAGGCACUCUUCAAACCCAUGAAGCAGACCCGGGACCAAGAGACCCCAGCAGAUUUCUUUUACUUCUCGGACUUUGAACGACACAAUGCAGAAAUAGCAGCCUUUCACCUGGACAGGAUCCUGGAUUUCCGGAGAAUCCCCCCAGUGUCUGGCCGUUUGGUGAAUAUAACUAAGGAGAUUCGUGACAUCACAACUGACAAGAAACUGGCUAGAACCUUCUUCAUUUCCCCAGCCAGCAAUGUCUGCUUCUUCGGCGAGUGCUCCUACUACUGCUCCACGGAGCACGCCCUGUGUGGCAAACCGGACCAGCUCGAGGGCUCCAUGGCGGCCCUCCUGCCCGACAAGGAACUGGCCAAACGCCACUCCUGGCGCAGCCCCUGGAGACGCUCGUACCACAAGAGCAAGAAGGCGGAGUGGGAGCUGAAUCAGAAUUACUGUGCUCAGGUGAGAAAGACACCACCUUACGACAGUGGCUCCCGCCUGCUCAACCUCAUAGACAUGACUGUGCUUGACUUCCUGAUGGGUAACAUGGACCGACACCACUAUGAGACCUUUGAGAAGUUUGGUAACAACACCUUCCUGCUUCACCUGGACAACGGCCGAGGAUUUGGAAGACAUUCUCAUGAUGAAAUGUCCAUCCUGGCCCCUCUCCAGCAGUGCUGCAGUAUCAAGAAGUCGACAUUCUUGCGCUUGCAGCUGCUUGCCACGGAGCCGUACCGCCUCAGUGAUGUCAUGCGGGAGUCACUGGCCUCAGACCACCUCUCGCCAAUCCUGUCAGAGCCUCACCUGAAGGCGCUGGACCGGCGGCUCCAGCGAGUACUGGACAUGGUGCGCGUGUGCAUGGCAAAGGGAGGCCAGAAGGCAGUGCUAGUGGAUGACAUGGGAAAGCUGCAAAAAGGGAUAUGGCAGCACCAAGAGACAAGGAGCAAACAAGCGUGAUGGGCUGAGCAGACACUACUUCCCACCAUGACCCCUGAGGCUGCCUCUGCAAUCUGGACUCUUGCUGAAUGAGAAUCAGCACUGGUGCAGCCACGGCUAGGUGCCCAUACUGGGGGCAUAGUCCCUGGAUCUACUGAUGGUGGGGAGAGGGAGACAGUUUAGAGGGGGAAGUGAGUGGGGCAAAGAGAGACAAAUGGGAGGUCUGGCUGUAAUCGAGGGGGGAACCCUACAUAGUGAACCCAGGGGAGGGAGGGAAGUAGAUUUCAAACUCCGGUAAGCGUUCAGCUCCUACAGAGUCCUGGAGCCAGCAGGGCCAGUCUGCACUAGAAACUUGCAUCAGCACAGUUGUGCCGCUGUAGCACUUCUGGUGAAGACGCUCUAAGCCAAUGGGAGAGAGCUCUCGUAUAGGCAUAAUAACUUCACCUCUUUGAGAGGCGGUAGCUAUGUCAGUGGGAGAAGCUCUCCUGCCUCCAUAACGCUGUCUACAUGGUGGGUUAGGUCGGUACAACGACAUUGCUCAGGGGAGUGGAUUUUUCACAUCUCUGAGCGAUGCAGUUAUAGUCUUGAAGGGAGUAUGUAGUGUAGGCCUGGGUUUAGGUAAGGCUAAGGACCCCGGGCUACUUAGGGAGAAAGGUUGCUCUUGUGGAUAAGACACUUGUGGAGACUCAGGAGAUCUGGGUUCAUUUUUGGGGCCAUCGCCUCUGUGACCUUGGGUAGGUCACUCAUCUCUCUGUGCCUCCGCUCCCCUUCUAUAAAAGGGAGAUAAUAAUCAUGCCUUUCUCUCACCUGUGUCUGUUUAUUUGUAAGUUCUUUGGGCCAGAGACUGUCUCUCACUAUGUGUUUGCACAGCACCUAGCACAAUGGGGCCCUGAUUUUGGUUAGCGUCUCAAAGCACUGCUGGAAUACAAGUAAAUAACAUGAAUAUUUUGCAGGGGGAAAGCCUCCAGUGGGAACUCCAUGUCUGUACAGUGACAGUCACAUUAAAAAAUCAUAGCUUCUUAGUCUACA
Messenger RNA from Chelonia mydas (Green sea turtle), 4075 nucleotides. Its product is annotated as extracellular serine/threonine protein kinase FAM20C. Lineage: Eukaryota; Metazoa; Chordata; Testudines; Cheloniidae. Gene Ontology annotation, biological process: protein phosphorylation. Gene Ontology annotation, molecular function: phosphotransferase activity, alcohol group as acceptor. Gene Ontology annotation, cellular component: Golgi apparatus. The transcript has 10 exons. The record is from RefSeq and is a predicted model, not a curated record. The coding region runs from base 1400 to 3067 and encodes 555 amino acids.